AGUAUAGGUACCUGAACCAAAGACUGAAACACGAUUUAAGUCGCACUGAUCUAUUUUCUUGUAUUCAAAUAUGUAGCGCUGUUGCCAUUAUUAUUAGGUGUGCAAAUAACUUGGUAGUAUAAUCAUUGUCGGUGCUAUCAUCGUGUACACGAGCUAAUUAAUAUGUCCACACGGCCAAGUUGACAAAUGUUUUCAUGAGCCGAGUUGGCCAGGGUAGGUAGGUAGUGUGGCAGAGCGCGCCGCCCGGCAGCCGCGAGCCGCCCACAGCCGCGGCCCAUUCGCCUUCGAAUGCGCGACCCGGCGCGCCGCUUCCGUCGCGGACUCCUGAAACUUUCCCUCGCGCGGUUUCCCGACGCUACUGUUCAGACGUAAAACUUGUAAAUACUUGCACCUAGUAAUUUGUGACGCAAUUAAUUAAAAUACAAUCAUAAAUAGCUUAAAGUACCUGUGUGUGAUUAAAAGUGAUACUUUUUAACUAUCUUCUCAUGUGUAUUUAGGUAUAAUUAAUAAAUCAAUUAAAAGUUUAAAUUUUCUUACAACUUAUGUGAGAUUUUAAUUAAGUAAUAAGAUUAUAAAAGUGAUAAUACAUCCAUAUAUUAUAUGAAGAACAGUGGUGUGAUGAGAAGAGAUAUGUGAAAAUAAAUAUGCGGUAUUGUGUUAUGUGAACAGAGUACAAACAUGUCAUUCAAAGUGAAGCGAUUUGAAACAUAUUUACAAAGUUUACAGAAGUAAUUUCUACGUGAAGGUUAAAAAAUCUGUAAGUGCGCAAUGUCAACUUUGGGAGCGGGGACAAGCGUGCUAAUCGUUCUGCAAACAUGCUGAAGAGCGUCGUGCUGUGCACUCGCUGCGUGUCGUGUGUGUUAGCACAGUGAGCUCGGGAGGCCUUUGUGAACAGAGGAACGAACAAAGAAAACUGUUAUCACCAGCCGCCACCCUGCUGCACCUCGUGGUGUCGUCAUUCAUCGCCAUGGACGCAAGUACAACAAAUUCAACUCAAGAUGACGACGCGGAUUGGAGGAAUCACACGAUCGAUGAAUAUAUUGUACAUAACGGAACAAAUGACACCUUCGAAACGUUGUAUGACGUACCCACUGGGAUGAUAGUGUUGCUAUCGUUUUUGUAUGGCUCAAUAUCAGUGUUGGCAGUGGUUGGAAAUUUCCUUGUGAUGUGGGUUGUGGCCACGUCGAGGCGGAUGCAGAGCGUCACGAACUGCUACAUCGCCAAUUUAGCUUUAGCUGACAUAGUCAUAGGAUUAUUCGCUGUACCAUUUCAGUUCCAAGCCGCGUUGCUACAGCGAUGGCUGCUGCCACACUUCAUGUGUGCCUUCUGUCCCUUUGUGCAAGCGCUGAGCGUGAAUGUCAGCGUGUUUACGCUGACCGCCAUCGCAGUCGACCGGCAUCGGGCUAUCAUUACGCCACUCAGCGCCCACACUUCUAAACGUAUUGCCAAAGUAAUAAUCGUGGUGAUAUGGUUCCUGGCUCUAUCUUUAGCAGCUCCCAUGGCGAUGUCUUGGGAGGUUAUCUUAGAAGACGAAUUGGACCCAGUUACAAAAAUAUUUUACAAAAAACCAUUUUGUGCACCGAAUGAGUUUGGUUCACAUUCACUGGCUAUUUACAGACUACUGUUGUACAUAUUCCAGUAUGUGAUCCCGUUGUUCGUGAUAACGUUUGCGUACGCUCACAUGGCGAUGAAGUUGUGGGGAGCGCGUGCCCCGGGCAACGCACAGGAAACACGUGACGCCAACCACAUGAGGAACAAGAAGAAGGUGAUCAAAAUGCUCGUCUUGGUUGUGGUUCUCUUCGCUUUGUGUUGGCUACCUCUACAAAGCUACUUGCUACUGCAAUCUUUCUUCCCAUCAAUAAAUGAGUAUAAAUACAUCAAUGUACUCUUCUUUUGCUUUGACUGGUUAGCAAUGAGUAACUCUUGCUACAACCCAUUCAUCUACGCUAUCUACAAUGAAAAAUUCAAGAAGGAAUUCAAGCAGCGUUUCACCUUUGGGAAAAAGCCAAGUAGAUUUGUUAAUGAUAGCUACGAGGAUGGACAAUCCUAUCGCACUCGGAUUUUAUCAUUCCGAUCAACAAACGACAGAAGUGGUUACUCAACCAGAAAAUCUAUAAACAUGCCGCCGGGGGAUACUUUGAAAGUUCCUUCUAGGAAUUCUUGCCAUUGUAUGGCUAGUCAGAAUCGAGAAAAUGGUUUCAAUUUAAUGAAUACUGAAGAUAUCGACGGCCAUGGCAACAGCAGGAGGUAUUUGAACAUAAGGAUGACCAACACAGACAUGGGCAAAAGAAGAUUAGCGAAGAAACUAUCAAAUAGAGACGAAAUGCCCAUAGGAGACGAGAGAGUUAGUGAACUGUAUAUAUUCCCAAAUAGUAACAUUGUUGAAUUUACAGACAUAUCAUAUGAUGACAAAGUGUAAAUACGUUGAAUUAGAAUUAAAUUAAUUAUAUUUCUAGGGAUAAGAAAAUAUGUGAUGUGAUCAAAUAUAAUGAUAAAUGAAAAUGUAAAAUAUUUACGAA
Trichoplusia ni (cabbage looper) is the source of this 2519-nucleotide messenger RNA. It is a transcript of the gene NGR-A23, whose product is annotated as substance-K receptor-like. The record is from RefSeq and is a predicted model, not a curated record. Gene Ontology annotation, biological process: G protein-coupled receptor signaling pathway. NCBI's taxonomy places the organism in Eukaryota, Metazoa, Arthropoda, Insecta, Lepidoptera, Noctuidae. Gene Ontology annotation, cellular component: membrane. Gene Ontology annotation, molecular function: neuropeptide Y receptor activity. Bases 968 to 2419 code for a protein of 483 amino acids. The transcript is spliced from 11 exons.